AUGGAGCCCCGGCGGCGGGCGGCGGUGCUGGCGGUGCUCGCCGUGGCCCUUGCGGCGGCGGCGACGGCGGCGGAGGCGUACAACAUCACCAAGAUCCUGGCGGAGCACCCGGAGUACUCGCAGUUCAACAAGCUGCUCACGGAGACGCGGCUGGCGGCGGACAUCAACAAGCGCCGCACCAUCACCGUGCUCGCCGUCGCCAACGGCGACAUGGGCGACCUCGCCGCCAGCGGACGCACGCUGCAGACCAAGCGACACAUGCUCCAGAUGCACGUCCUCGUCGACUACUACGGCGGCAAGAAGCUGCACCAGCUCGCGCACGGGGUCACCGCAUGCUCAACCAUGUUCCAGGAGUCCGGCGCAGCCCAAGGCAUGUCCGGGUACGUGAACAUCACGCAGCGCCGCGGCGGGAAGGUGACCUUCACGGCUGAGAACGCCGAGGACAGCUCGUCGCCGUCGACCUACGUCAAGACCGUGAAGGAGAUCCCCUACGACCUGGCGGUGCUCCAGGUCGACAGCGUGCUGGCGUCCCCCGAGGCCGAGGCGCCCGUGGCGGCGCCGGCGCCGGUCAACAUCACGGAGCUGCUCUCCAAGAAGUACUGCAAGAGCUUCGCGGGCCUGCUCGCCGCCGACGCCGAGGCCUUCAGCAACAUCAACGCCACCAAGGACAACGGGCUCACGCUCUUCUGCCCCGUCGACUCCGCCGUGGCCGCCUUCAUGCCCAAGUACAAGAACCUGACGGCCAAGGGCAGGACGGCCAUCCUGCUCUUCCACGCCGUGCCGGACUACUACUCCCUGCAGCUCCUCGAGUCCAACAGCGGCAAGGUGAGCACGCUGGCCACGUCCAACGUCGCCAAGAAGGACUACAGCUUCGACGUCGAUAAGGACGGCGACACCGCGUCGCUUGACACCAAGGUGGGCAAGGUGGCGUCGGUCACGGCCACCGUCAAGGACGACGACCCGCUCGCCGUCUACGCGAUCUCCAAGUUCCUGCAGCCCAAGGAGCUGUACAAGGUCGCCAAGGACCUGGCCCCGGCGCCGGCGCCCGCGGGGCCCAAGAAGAAGACCACCAAGAAGAAGCCCUCUGCGGCCUCCUCCCCCUCCGACGACGACGACGAAUCCGCGGACUCGCCCGACACGUCCGACGAAGACGCUGCCGACAAGGACAAUGCGGCCGCACCGUCCGUGCUCGCCGGGUGGGUGGCGACGGCCGCCGCGGCCACCGUCGCCGCGUUGGCGCUCGCUGCAUAAGGUGUGAAUCAGUAGUGUGGUCGGCGCCCGAGUUCUCGUUUUUGUCUCUGUCCAUUCGGUCGUCUCCCUUGUUAUUAGUGCGGAAAAUAAGAAGCGCUAUUUUAUUCUUAUUUAUUACUCUUGCAUUAAGAAGAAGAAAAGAAGAAAGGAUAAAACUACAACGAACAGCGUGGUUCUUGCUGUUUGAAUUUUUUUGUUUUAUUUUUGUUGUUGUGAUCUUUUUGUAAUGGUAGUGGUCUCUGGGAUUGGAGUGUGUUUAUAUGAUUUCCCCGUAUAUAUAUGCAAAACACGGUCAAGUCU
Messenger RNA from Lolium rigidum, 1551 nucleotides. Its product is annotated as fasciclin-like arabinogalactan protein 2. Gene Ontology annotation, cellular component: plasma membrane. The transcript is spliced from 2 exons. NCBI's taxonomy places the organism in Eukaryota, Viridiplantae, Streptophyta, Magnoliopsida, Poales, Poaceae. The coding region runs from base 1 to 1251 and encodes 416 amino acids. The record is from RefSeq and is a predicted model, not a curated record.